Messenger RNA from Camarhynchus parvulus, 6304 nucleotides. It is a transcript of the gene GRIA2, whose product is annotated as glutamate ionotropic receptor AMPA type subunit 2. The coding region runs from base 361 to 3012 and encodes 883 amino acids. The record is from RefSeq and is a predicted model, not a curated record. Gene Ontology annotation, biological process: monoatomic ion transport; synaptic transmission, glutamatergic; modulation of chemical synaptic transmission. Lineage: Eukaryota; Metazoa; Chordata; Aves; Passeriformes; Thraupidae. Gene Ontology annotation, molecular function: transmitter-gated monoatomic ion channel activity involved in regulation of postsynaptic membrane potential; AMPA glutamate receptor activity. Gene Ontology annotation, cellular component: dendritic spine; plasma membrane; AMPA glutamate receptor complex. The transcript is spliced from 15 exons.
CGCCCGCCCGUUGAGUGCGAGGAGCGCGGGCGAGCGCGUGCGAGGGCAGGGCAGGGCCGGGCCGGGCCGGGCGGCGGGAGCGCAGCGGGCACCGCCGGCACCCCCAUCCCGCUCCGCGCCGGAGCCGCCAGCAGCGGCAGCAGCAUCAGCAGCAGCUCCUCGGACAGCGGCUUCUCCCGCGCCCGCCGCGGGGCUCUUCUCGUUCCUUCCCUCCCGUGGCUCGCUUGCUCCCGCCGGCCGCUCGCCCGGAGCGCACGGGAUCUAAUUUGCUGACGAGCGCGCUCCGCGGAGGAGGAGGAGGAAGAAGAAGAAGGAAGGGCUGUUUUCCGUGGCUUUGUGGAUGCUCUACUUUUCCUGGAAAUGCAAAAGAUUAUGCAUAUUUCUGUCUUCCUGGCUCCUGUGUUGUGGGGACUGAUCUGGGGGGUCAAUUCUAACAGCAUACAGAUCGGGGGGCUGUUCCCGAGGGGCGCCGAUCAGGAGUACAGCGCGUUUCGGGUAGGGAUGGUUCAGUAUUCCACCUCGGAGUUCAGGCUGACUCCGCACAUCGACAACCUGGAGGUGGCCAACAGCUUCGCCGUCACCAACGCCUUUUGCUCCCAGUUUUCAAGAGGAGUCUUUGCUAUUUUUGGAUUCUAUGACAAGAAGUCUGUAAAUACCAUAACAUCAUUCUGUGGGACUCUUCAUGUCUCCUUCAUAACUCCCAGCUUCCCAACAGAUGGAACACAUCCCUUUGUCAUUCAGAUGAGACCUGACCUCAAGGGAGCUCUUCUUAGCUUGAUUGAGUACUAUCAGUGGACCAAGUUUGCAUAUUUGUAUGACAGUGACAGAGGCUUAUCAACAUUGCAAGCUGUGCUGGAUUCUGCUGCUGAAAAGAAAUGGCAAGUGACUGCUAUCAAUGUAGGAAAUAUUAACAAUGAGAGAAAAGAUGAAACUUACCGUUCACUGUUUCAAGACCUAGAGGUAAAAAAGGAAAGACGAGUGAUUUUGGACUGUGAGCGCGAUAAAGUCAACGACAUUGUUGAUCAGGUUAUCACAAUUGGUAAACAUGUUAAAGGAUACCACUAUAUCAUUGCAAAUCUGGGAUUUACUGAUGGAGAUUUGUCAAAAAUUCAGUUUGGAGGAGCUAAUGUCUCAGGAUUUCAGAUAGUUGACUAUGAUGAUCCCGUGGUGUCAAAAUUUAUACAACGUUGGUCAACACUGGAGGAAAAAGAAUAUCCUGGUGCACACACUAGUACAAUCAAGUAUACCUCUGCUCUGACCUAUGAUGCUGUUCAAGUGAUGACAGAAGCUUUCCGGAAUUUACGUAAACAGAGGAUUGAGAUCUCCAGAAGAGGAAAUGCUGGAGAUUGUCUUGCAAAUCCAGCUGUACCCUGGGGUCAUGGUGUAGAAAUAGAAAGGGCAUUGAAACAGGUUCAGGUGGAAGGGCUUACAGGAAAUAUCAAGUUUGAUCAGAAUGGAAAGAGAAUCAAUUUUACAAUAAACGUCAUGGAGCUCAAAAGUACUGGUCCUCGGAAGAUUGGAUAUUGGAGUGAAGUGGACAAAAUGGUUGUGAAUCCUCUUGAUGGCCCUCUUGGAAAUGAGUCUUCAGGACUAGAGAAUAAAACUAUUAUUGUCACCACUAUUUUGGAGUCCCCAUAUGUCAUGAUGAAGAAAAAUCACGAAAUGCUUGAAGGAAAUGAUCGAUAUGAGGGCUAUUGUGUGGACUUAGCUACAGAAAUUGCUAAACACUGUGGAUUCAAAUAUAAGCUCACAAUUGUUGGGGAUGGCAAGUAUGGGGCAAGGGAUGCAGACACGAAAAUCUGGAAUGGGAUGGUUGGAGAACUUGUUUAUGGGAAAGCCGAUAUUGCAAUCGCUCCAUUAACUAUAACAUUGGUGAGAGAAGAGGUGAUUGACUUCUCAAAGCCCUUUAUGAGCCUGGGGAUAUCAAUAAUGAUCAAGAAGCCUCAGAAGUCCAAGCCAGGAGUGUUUUCAUUUCUUGAUCCGUUAGCAUAUGAAAUCUGGAUGUGCAUUGUUUUUGCCUACAUUGGGGUCAGUGUAGUUUUAUUCCUGGUCAGCAGAUUUAGCCCAUACGAGUGGCACACUGAGGAAUUUGAAGAUGGAAGAGAAACGCAAACUAAUGAAUCAACUAAUGAAUUUGGGAUAUUUAAUAGUCUCUGGUUUUCCCUGGGUGCCUUUAUGCAGCAAGGAUGCGAUAUUUCGCCAAGGUCCCUGUCGGGGCGCAUUGUUGGAGGUGUGUGGUGGUUCUUUACCCUCAUCAUCAUCUCCUCCUACACGGCUAACUUAGCUGCCUUCCUGACCGUGGAGAGGAUGGUGUCUCCCAUUGAAAGUGCUGAGGAUCUUUCCAAGCAAACAGAAAUUGCUUAUGGGACAUUAGAUUCUGGCUCCACUAAAGAGUUUUUUAGGAGAUCUAAAAUUGCAGUAUUUGAUAAAAUGUGGACCUAUAUGAAAAGUGCAGAGCCAUCUGUGUUUGUGAGGACUACAGCAGAAGGGGUAGCUCGAGUACGGAAGUCCAAAGGAAAAUAUGCCUACUUGCUGGAGUCAACCAUGAAUGAGUACAUCGAACAAAGGAAACCCUGUGACACCAUGAAAGUUGGUGGGAAUUUGGAUUCCAAAGGCUACGGCAUCGCCACACCUAAAGGAUCUUCAUUAAGAAAUGCGGUUAACCUCGCAGUACUAAAACUGAAUGAACAAGGCCUGUUGGACAAAUUGAAAAACAAAUGGUGGUACGACAAAGGAGAGUGCGGCAGCGGGGGAGGUGAUUCCAAGGAGAAGACCAGUGCCCUCAGUCUGAGCAACGUAGCGGGAGUAUUCUACAUUCUCGUCGGGGGACUUGGUUUGGCCAUGCUCGUGGCUUUGAUUGAGUUUUGUUACAAGUCAAGAGCUGAGGCGAAACGAAUGAAGGUGGCAAAGAAUGCACAGAAUAUUAACCCAACUUCCUCACAGAACUCGCAGAAUUUUGCAACUUACAAGGAAGGUUACAACGUAUAUGGAAUCGAAAGUGUUAAAAUUUAGGGGGUAGGAAUGAGGUUCUAAUACAAACUUCUAAAUGCACGCUGUAGCUUCAUUGUUGUGUCCUUAAGCUGUUGAAUGAGGAAGUUGGCCAAGGGACCAUGGUGUAUGUAUUGCUGUUCUUUAUGUUGCUGGUCAGUAACUAACUGAAUGACCUGUUACUGACUGAAUGUGGGUUGUCCUGGCAUAGAUGUGCGUGACAAUUGUAGUGCAGCUUUUGCUUAAGUGUCUGUCUUCAUUUGCUAAAGGCUGUUUAAGAAACUGCAAAAAGAUCUGAUUCUCCUCUCACUUACUCUAGAGUAAGUCAAGAGUAACCUCAUUGAAGCCAAUGAAGUUACACUGGUGCCAGCCAAACGUAAGCAAGAAGAGAAUCAGGCCCUCUGUCUGAAACACUGAAUUUCUGUAAUGUAUUAUUUUAUUUUUCUUUCUCUUUCCUAAGAUGACCUUGAAUGAUGCCAUGAGGAGCAAGGCAAGGCUGUCAAUUACAGGAAGUACUGGAGAAAAUGGACGUGUUAUGACUCCAGAAUUUCCAAAAGCAGUGCAUGCAGUACCUUACGUGAGUCCUGGCAUGGGAAUGAAUGUCAGUGUGACUGAUCUCUCGUGAUUGAUAAGAACCUUUUGAGUGCCUUACACAAUGGUUUCCUUGUGCGUUUAUUGUCAAAGUGGUGAGAGGCAUCCAGUAUCUUGAAGACUUUUCUUUCAGCCAAGAAAAAAAUUCUUGUAUUUGUGGAGUUCAUCUUGGAUUGUAAUGAAUGCUUGGUUCAAAACACAACACCAUUUUCUACACAAGUUCAAGAUGAAGCUUGACUGACAUGCACAGCUAACAUGGAAGUACUGUAAUCUAACUGAAGUCGUUGUACAGGCAACACACCAGUUUCUGCAGCCACUGUUGUUAGUCCCUUGGUUCAUAUUGACUUAAGCACACUUGACAUCAAUUGCAUCAAGAUGUGACAUGUUUUAUAAGAAAAAAAAAAGUAUAAAAUGAAAAAAAUAUUUUUAGGUAUUUUCACAAACAAAAACUGGCUUUUAAAUAAAUUUGCUUCCAUAAUGGUUGGAUAUGACAAAAGAAAAAAAAAUAAGAAAAAAAAGAAAAAAAUCUAGACUACGGGGAAGUGGAAUAUGAAAAUAAGGCUUAAGGCAUCAGUUCCGUAUUUUUCAAAGCCAAAUAUGUAAUGUUGAGAAGAGAAGAAAUAAUGAUUGAAAGGUUCAAAUCUUGUAAUUUAAUAUUGUUAUUAAAACUUUGCUGUAUAUCCUAUUCUUUAACAUUUGGUGUUAAUAUAAAAUUUACUUGGCAAUGCUUGACAUUUGAAAUAAACUUUUUUCUAUGGUUUUAUUUGCAAGUGUUCCAUUAAUUUUACUAGCUACAGUUGGGUUAUAAAGAGUCUGAAAUCUAAAAGGACACUGUCAAGGUUGGGUCAAUGUUUCAGUUUUUGGCAGUGUCGCCACUUCCAGCUCACUCAAAUCUGUUCAAUAGUUUUUUCUGCAGAUGAGCCCAAGCUGUGAUGCUCAGAUACGCUCAUUGAACUCUGAAGAUCAAGGUUGUUCUGGGUUGGAGCAGUACUUGAUACUGGCACAUGAGGAUGGGUGCUGUUUUAGAGCUCCUCUUAACUCUGACAUGCAGAGACUUAAUGAUCCAAAGAUUUGGUUGAAACCUAUCUCUACUUUUGUACAGUUGAGUUCAUAAGUACGUGUACAGAGAGAGAAGAGUAUUGAUAAAAGCUGAUAAAUGGCAAGCAGUAAAAAGUGUUAAGUAUUUUUUUUAAAGAAUGAAAAAAAAAAGAGUUUCAAAUUGUUUCGUUAAGGAAGCAGUUUUCAAACUGUUAAAAGGUAAUUCUAAGCAGUAGCUAGUGAAGCUUUUGUGAAAAGAAAAACCCAAAACCUUGGCAAUGUCUUUUUGAAUUGAGAUUGAUAACUCGAAUUAGAUGCGAGUCUGUACUGAUGAAAACUUUCCUGAAUCUUAAUCAUUAUGAGUAUUCUUUGCUAGCUGAAGUUACCAUACUUUUUAAUUGUGUGUAUUUAAAAACAAUAACUACUUAAAAAGCAAAAAGGAAUCCUAGGAGGGGUGCAAUAAUAUUAAUUUAAAUGCUAAUGCAAAUCAAAGUAACAUCGUGUUUCUCUAGCUUUCCCUGUAGAUACAAUUCUGUACAUUUGGUUGAAAAGCUUACAUUUUUCUGCAUUGUGGAUACCUUGCCUCAUGCAGUAUUGGUAAAUCUCUUUUAUUUUGGAAUUAAAUAAAAAUUUAAAUAUGACUUGCAGUUUUAGUUGGAAUCAAUUUCUUAGACUCAAGUAUAAUGUUUGCUGAGCAUUGGAGAAGGCAGAGCAUUUAUUGGAAACUUGAAGUCCCUUCUCAUGGCACAAACUCUGAGCCUGUUUCUGCAAGCAUGUGAACACAGUGUAUACUCUCAGUGUGGCCAGCAAAAGAGGUGUAUACAGUGUUUUCAAUGUCUGUCUUACCAAUACUUCCCCCCAGUUGAGCUAAAUCAUUUCUUGGCACAUCUCUAAUUCAUAGGUGUUCUGUGCAUUACUCCUCAUCAGGAAUGUUGGGGAAUGCAUUCGAAUUUUUAAUGUUCAAUGCUAGAAUGACCAAACUAAAAUAAUAUUCAUAUGGUAAUUAAUUUUUUUUAAAAAGUAGAAAUGCAUUACUGUAUACAGUGGAAAGCUAUUUAUUGUACCUCUGGGCUCAUUCCUCUAAAAAUCAUAGCAUAAAAAAAUCUUUGUCAAGCCUGAACUGAUGUAUAUAACUGAAAUAAUGUAAAGUUAUAUUUUCAUGUUUUUAUACUUAACAACAUGAUGGGAAUACAUAAUGUAUGAGUAUUUCAAUUCAGAUAAUAUUGAUUGGAUAAUACACAUCUCAGUUAAAAAAAACAGUAAUAGUAGUUUAAUAUCCAUGUUAAGAGUACAUCAGUAUAUUGCUAUAUAAAGUAUGUCUGUGUGCAUUUAAGUGAAAAGUAGUCAAGAGUGAUGAAAGCUGUCCAAGGGUUUUUUAUUCCUUUUUUUAUGAAAACUGUUAUGGAGCAACCAAAAUGUUUAUGAACUCAAACUUGUGUAAAUUUCAAAAUGUCCUUUUACUGUAGCUUUUUGUUUACAGUACAGUAUCUUAUUUUCUGCUUUGUUAAAUGAGUAACAGUACAGAGCUGGACAUACACUUUCUAAGACAUUAACGUUCUCGUUUUUUCAUGUAUACUUAUAUGACAGAAAAUGCUUCUGAUUUUAUUUUUCAAUCUAACACAUGGCUUUUCUGGAGUGUUGUAUAAACUUCAAUCAUACAUAAAAAAUCUUCUUAAAAAAGGUAAAA